Molecule: messenger RNA, 336 nt
Organism: Lactuca saligna
Lineage: Eukaryota; Viridiplantae; Streptophyta; Magnoliopsida; Asterales; Asteraceae
Source: the annotation of a GenBank genome assembly
AUGUUACAGUAUGCAACCAUGCGAGUUUGGGAGACGUGGGCAUCUGAAGACGAAGAAGACGGACAUGGGGGAGAAAGAAGGAACCGCCAAAAACUUGUAAACAGAGAGUUACUACGGUCAGGAUUUCAUCUCAAGAAGAUCGAAUGGCUGAAAUGGGAAAACAGUUAUCCACUAGUCCACUCAAUGGGUCCUCACACAAUACCCAUCAUGCAUCUCAAUUACCACCAUGCAGUACCAUUUAAUAUUUUAAGAACACACAAUCUCAGGUUGCUGAUCAAAGAAGAGUUACACGAUCCGAUUGAGUCAAGAUAUUGGAACACGCUUAAGUUCGAUUAG